Messenger RNA from Telopea speciosissima, 1915 nucleotides. Its product is annotated as ethanolamine-phosphate cytidylyltransferase-like. Gene Ontology annotation, cellular component: cytoplasm. NCBI's taxonomy places the organism in Eukaryota, Viridiplantae, Streptophyta, Magnoliopsida, Proteales, Proteaceae. The record is from RefSeq and is a predicted model, not a curated record. The transcript has 10 exons. The coding region runs from base 157 to 1455 and encodes 432 amino acids. Gene Ontology annotation, molecular function: ethanolamine-phosphate cytidylyltransferase activity. Gene Ontology annotation, biological process: phosphatidylethanolamine biosynthetic process.
UGAAUUUUCGCAUCUCUCUCAGGCACCUUCGAGGCCUCCUUGCAAUCAAAGCGAGCGAGAGAUAGAAAAGGACACAGAAAGAAUUGAUUGCAAGGUAUUGUGUCUCAUUUGUGAGGGAGGAGAGUGCUCAUUAACAAAACCUAGACGAAAGUAGGAAUGGGAUCCAUGGAAUUUGAAAGCCACAGUUGGAUCUGGGAUGGAGUUUACUACUACCCACAUCUUUUUGGAGGACUAAUGCUCACAGCGGCUCUUCUUGGGUUUUCAACAAGUUAUUUUGGUGGAAUUGGGGUCCCUUCUUUGCCCUAUUUCUGGCCUCAUUUGGGUAUCUUUCAGAAGAAGAAAUAUGAGAAGAAACCUGUUAGGGUCUACAUGGAUGGUUGCUUCGAUCUCAUGCACUAUGGUCAUGCCAAUGCAUUGAGGCAAGCAAAGGCUUUGGGAGAUAUAUUGGUGGUAGGAAUUGUGAGUGAUGAGGAAAUCAUUGCCAACAAGGGUCCGCCUGUUUUAUCCAUGGAAGAGAGGCUUCUUCUUGUUAGUGGUCUGAAGUGGGUGGAUGAAGUCAUUGCCAAUGCUCCAUACGCGAUUACUGAGGAAUUCAUGGGCAGGCUGUUCAGUGAGCAUAAAAUUGACUACAUUGUACAUGGUGAUGAUCCUUGCCUACUUCCAGAUGGGACUGAUGCUUACACCUUGGCAAAGAAAGCAGGCCGUUACAAGCAGAUCAAGCGCACUGAAGGUGUCUCAAGUACUGAUAUUGUAGGGAGGAUACUUUCAUUGAUGAGGGAUACAAAAGUUGGGGAUGGUUGCAGCAGCCCGUCUAUGUCUGAACAGCCCCAAGAUAGGAAUCUCACUCAGACCAAUGAAAAUCAGCCAAAUGGAGCCCAAAUAUCUCAUUUUCUCCCUACAUCUCAAAGGAUUGUACAAUUUUCAAAUGGGAAGGGACCUGCGCCCAAUGCUCGUGUGGUGUAUAUUGAUGGUGCAUUUGAUCUGUUUCAUGCAGGACAUGUGGAGAUCCUCAAAAGUGUUAGGCAGCUUGGAGAUUUUCUGCUUGUGGGUAUCCAUAGUGACCAAACUGUAAGUAAGCACAGAGGAACUCAGUUUCCAAUUAUGCACCUCCAUGAGCGUAGUCUUAGUGUGCUGGCUUGCCGUUAUGUUGAUGAGGUCAUCAUGGGCGCACCUUGGGAAGUCACAAAGGAUAUGAUAACAACUUUCAACAUCUCCUUGGUUGUGCAUGGAACAGUUGCUGAGAACAAUUGUUUGGUAAGUGGUGACGCCGAUCCAUAUGCAGCACCAAAAGCCAUGGGAAUUUUCAGGAUGCUUGACAGCCCUAAAGAUACAACAACUACUUCAGUGGCCAAAAGGAUAAUUGCCAAUCAUGAAGUUUACCAGAAACGCAAUGCGAAGAAGACUGAAAGUGAGAAGAGAUACUAUGCAGAGAAGAAGUAUGUAUCAGGAGUCUAAAGAUUAUUUUGGGGUUUUUGAUGACAAUUGAACCAACUGAAAGGAUCCAAAGCAACCGCCAGCGAGAUCAAUCCCAUUCCUCCCUCUUUCCUCCAUACCCAUCCUGGGGAAAGCUUCUGCGGUUGGAAAUAUUGAUGAGCCUUGUAUUUUUUAUUUUCAGGAUAGAAAAAGAAGAAUAUGUAUCUUUCAUAUUUUGCUUACCCAUAACACCUGAACGUCUCUUUGACAUGCCAUUUGUUUUACCCUCUUGACUUGUAAUAUUGCUCACAGAGUUAUAGCAUACUAGACAAUCAAUUAGAGGGAACUAAUCAAAAUAGUGAUGCUUGUGAUUCUUGUGGCACCUACAUUCAUGACAAGGAAAUUCAAGUCCAUACAACCUGCAUAUCAAUUUUGGAGGUGCAGAAGUGAGGGAAUUCCCAGAAUUUUCCUUUCCCUUUCAUAAUGAUGUGUGACAUUUGCA